AUGGUUGCAUCAACUUCGACACAGGCUGCAACAUCAAACGCACAAACUCCAUCAGCACCAGUGCCAUUUCGAUGUUUCCCAACGAAUAAGGCGAAACGAGUUAGGUUUUCAGUCUAUAAACUGCAGGGUAUAUGGUAUGCGAUCUCAGCAGAGCGAGUACGUUCAUUUCAAGCACUUUUGGGUGAUUUAACUAGGGCAAUGACUGAUGCAGUUAAUUUGCCUCAUGGCGUUCGUCACAUAUUUUCUAUGGAUGGCUCCCAAAAAAUAAAUGAUCUAGAAGAAUUUACUGAUGGCGAAGGCUAUGUUUGUUCUAGUUCAGAGAUAUACAAACGAGUGGAUUACGAAAAUGCGCGUGAACCUACUUGGUGUAAUUCUUUGAACGGCUCGGCUUCAGCUGUUCCUCUUUUUUUUGAUUCUCCUAUAAAACAAGAGCCAAACGAUUUCGUAUAUCCCAGGAUUAUAACAAUAAUUCGAAAUGGAGUUAAACCGCGUCGUAUCGUCCGUCAUUUGUUGAAUAAACGCACUGCGCGAUCAUAUUUGCAAGUGAUACAAGAUUUAACAAUUAUUGUAAAAUUGGAUAGCGGAGCUAUUCGCAAAAUUUUUGCAAUCAGUGGCAAAGAAGUUACCUGCCUUGCUGAUUUCUUUCUUGAAGACGAUGUAUUUAUUGCAUAUGGAAAAGAAAGAAUGGGUGUUGAUGAUUUUUACGUUGUGUCUGAAGAGACAAAAAGAUUAUACAGCUCGCGUGGUCGCAAGAAUCGUGGAACUCCACGGCGUCGUCGCAUGCCAGCUAGAAAUGAGUCACUGCGUAACGAUCGAGUUGGAUGCAUAGUUCCUGAUUCUGAAAUGAGUCGUCAUUUGCCAUUGGUGCUUGAUAAUUUAUUACACAUUGUGCGAUUGAUAGGUGAUGGAAAUACAGCUUUAGUCUAUGAAGUUUUGUGCAAAAAAAGUCGUUCUCGUCUGGCGCUCAAAAUUAUUAGUCGAGAAAAUGCUAUCGGCAAGGAAGAUCUAAUAAAAUCUGAACUGUCUAUAAUGCAGAGAAUAUCGCACGAAUUUAUUGUUCGUAUGUUUGAUUACUGGCAAUUUGAUGGUUCUUACUACCUUUCUUUGGAAUUGAUUACGGGUGGUGAUUUAUUCGAGUAUUUGUGUCAUGCUCGGCGUGUUGAAGAACGUACUGCUGCGAGUCUUUUGAAAUGUCUAGCUUCGGCAUUAGAUUAUUUACACUCAAUCCAUAUUGCCCACCGUGAUGUAAAGCCAGAGAAUUUAUUGGUCUAUAAUUGUUCAAGUACUGGUAAUCUUUUACUAAAGUUAGCUGAUUUCGGUUUAGCAGUGGAAUUAACUGGUGAUCCAUUACUAGUGAUUUGCGGCACUCCCACUUAUGUCGCGCCUGAGGUACUUGCUGAAUUAGGUUAUGAUCAUAAAGUCGAUUUAUGGGCAGCUGGCGUUAUACUUUACGUUUUGCUUUGCGGAUUUCCACCGUUCCAAAGUGUUGAUGGGAAUCAAGAGCAGUUGUUCGAGCAGAUUCUUAGUGGUCAAUUUAAUUUUCCAUCUCCAGUUUGGAAUAAUAUAUCAUAUUCAGCAAAAGGCUUAAUUCAAGGUUUAUUGCAAUUAGAUGUUGAGGAGCGAUAUUCUGCCUCGCAGAUUCUGGAAUAUCCUUGGAUUCAGGCACGUUUCAAUUUCCAUAAUAGCUCUGGCAUCAUCGAUGAAGAAUAUGAAAAGUUAAUGGAAGUUGCUGUUAAAGUCACUGCACAAAAGGAGGCUCGAAAAAAUUUGUUACAAGAAAGUGAAUUCGAAUAUUUCUUUUCAAGGUUAAUAUAUCAUUUUGCUAAAAUAAAAAUUUAG
Molecule: messenger RNA, 1839 nt
Organism: Dracunculus medinensis (Guinea worm)
Lineage: Eukaryota; Metazoa; Nematoda; Chromadorea; Rhabditida; Dracunculidae
Source: the annotation of a GenBank genome assembly